AGAGAGAGAGAAAGGAAAGAAACUAUGGUUUUAAAUUGCUUAAACAUUUUCAGCCACCGCAUGCUCUUCAUUUCUCUUUCUCUUUUCUUUCUCUUUUCUUUCUCUCUCACUGCCAUUCAUUUCUCCUCUUCUUUUUCCCAUUCUUUCUUUCCAAACCUACGAACAAAACGAAUAACUCUCACAAACCAGACCAAUGGGAGGAUGUGCGACCAAGCCCAAGGUUUCCUUGGAAGAUAACUAUGGCAACGCCAAAACUCCCCCACCUGAACCUCAACCUGAACCUCUUAUCCAAGACAACCUUAAUGUCAACGACAUCCUCGACGAAGACCAAACAAACAAACGACGCUCUCUCAGCUUGUUGUUCAAGGAGAAUAAAGAUUCUGAUGUUUCCACAGAAAAUGAGAAAACCACAGUGGAGGAGACUGUGAAAGAAGCGUCUGCUGAGGAUGCUAAAACCAAUGAGCCAAUAGUUAAACCAGAAUCUCCAAAACCAGAGCAGAAGCUGUCCGAGGAAAGUAAAAGCAACGAAUCCCCAAAACAAGAAUUUAAGACUGUGAAGAUAGAAACAUCAGAAACUGAGAAACCUUCAGAAGGAAUUCUUAUCGAUGAAGCAGCUAAGGAGACAGUGAAACUAGAGUCAGAAGCUGAGAAAACUUCAGAGGUAACUAGCGUAAGUGAACCAGCCAAGGAAACAGUGAAACUAGGAUCAGAAGCAUACAAACCUUCACAGGUAACUGGUAUAAGUGAACCAGCCAAGGAAACAGUUAGACUAACAUCAGAAUCUGAGAAACCUUUAGAGGUAACUAGUGUUAGUGAACCAGCCAAGGAAACAGUGAAACUAGGAUCAGAAGCUGAGAAACCUUCACAGGUAACUGGUAUAAGUGAACCAGCCAAGGAAACAGUGAAACUGGAAUCAGAAGCUGAGAAAACUUCAAAGGAAACUCAUAAAAAUGAACCUGAUGAGGAAACAGUCAAACCAGACUCAGAAGAUAAGAAACCUUCAGGGGAAACUCUUCCCAAUGAACCUGCUAAGGAAACAGUGAAACCAGAACCAAAAGCCGAGAAAGAUUCGGAGGAAAAGAAUCAAAGCAGCGAGCAAGUGAAGGGAAAACAUACAGAGACAUCUUCUGAGGAACCACGAAGCAAUGAACCCAUCAAACACAACGAGAAGCUUAUCGAACCAUCAGAAACAGAAAAGCCAAGUGGGGAAUCAAAGGAGAAUGCUUCAGAAGCUGAAAAGCCCGAGACCUCUUUUAAAGAGAGCAUAAAAACUGAAGCAGCUCUUCCUGAGGAGAAAGUAAUUGAAGUUGUUCCAAUCGAUGCCAAGUCUGUGGAGAACGUAACUAAGGUUGCUGAUGCUGACACUGAAAACCGCUGAAACCUGAAAUCUGAAUGAGAAUCAUCAACAACUAGAAACAUAGCAGAGUUUCAGGUUGUUCUUUGUUUCAUCCCAACCGAAUCAUUGUGUGAGAUUUUCCAACUACAUUUUCAUUGUGUUUUUUUUUUUUUUUUUUCAUAUAUAUAGUUUGAAGAACCAAUUUUUGUUCUUGUCAAUCCACUUUUUUUGUUUUUUCUAUUCUAUCAUUUCUUAUCUGUAUCGACAGGUCAAGGUCAACAUUGUAAAUUGUAAUUUUGUUGUAAGUGGGAAUCCCGUGGAACUUUGUGCAAUACUAGAAGUAGUGCACAAAUGUUACACGAACCAAGCUGAAAAAACUAGUUAUUUUUGGUUUAUAAAUCUAA
Vigna radiata var. radiata (mung bean) is the source of this 1740-nucleotide messenger RNA. RefSeq names its product microtubule-associated protein futsch. The transcript has 2 exons. Bases 194 to 1378 code for a protein of 394 amino acids. The record is from RefSeq and is a predicted model, not a curated record. NCBI's taxonomy places the organism in Eukaryota, Viridiplantae, Streptophyta, Magnoliopsida, Fabales, Fabaceae.